Messenger RNA from Sphaeroforma arctica JP610, 2227 nucleotides. RefSeq lists its product as hypothetical. Gene Ontology annotation, cellular component: nucleus. The transcript is spliced from 5 exons. Gene Ontology annotation, biological process: error-prone translesion synthesis. Gene Ontology annotation, molecular function: DNA-directed DNA polymerase activity; damaged DNA binding. The coding region runs from base 80 to 2227 and encodes 715 amino acids. Lineage: Eukaryota; Ichthyosporea; Ichthyophonida. The record is from RefSeq and is a predicted model, not a curated record.
CCCUGGAACACCUACUCAAACUGUAACAGACACUCCAGCAGCUAGAACGUUCGGUGAACAGACCAGUGCCCACGAACAAAUGGCCACAUGCCACAACCUGUGUCGGUUGGUUUAUUCGGAUAUGAAGAAGCUCGGACUGAAGGGGCGAACAGUUACCUUGAAGCUCAAAUUCACGGACUUCAAAGUGAUUACGCGUGCGUCCAGUUUGACCGAUCCCACACAAUCGCUGACUGUGAUAUCGGCUGAGACCAUUCGCUUGCUUACCAAGGAGCAAACUCGUGGUGGCAUGCUGAAGCUGCGACUGUUGGGAGUGCGCAUCACCCAUCUGGCGGAAGUGAACGAUUCAGAGAGCCACACAUCCGAGAACAUUCCGGUGCAGAAGAACAUCACAUCGUACUUUGGGAACCGACAAAGCUUACGCAGGCAGCAGGUAUCAGGGGGAAAUACUCUGAAGAAUACCUUGGCUGAUGUGGGUAUGGACGGUGUUCGGAAUAACGGUAUGGUGAGCGAGGAUAGCGGUACGACUUAUGAUAAUGCAAGCUCUGGUCAUGCAGUUGGGACACGCGAAAAUGCAGACAGGAACCGUACUGCUAGUCCCGGUAUUGUCAGUGGUAAUACCGGUAUCACCAGUAUCGGCCAGGAGAUCGGUGUUAACCCUCUGAACAGUGCCGAUAUGAAAUGCUGUGAGCGUCCCGAUAUUGUCUGGAUGAACUAUAGCGAGGGGGGUCCGUGUGGGAAUGGUUUGGUACGUGAGAGUGGGGUGGAAGUUGGCUGCGGUGAUAGUAGAGUGGUUGAUGCGAAGAAUUCACAUACAUCAUCAGGAGUGGAAGUUUUAAUACAGGAUAAACUAACAAAUGAACCAGGCGUGGGAUAUUCUGAAGGGAGGGUGGGUGAUGUAAUAAAUAGUCGUGAUACGACAGAGCGAAUGCAAGACUGUGAAACUCGUGGCGGAACAGAUAAUGAACUUGUAGGUACCAAUAAGCUGGCUCGUGCUCGUGCACCCGCUAACAUCUCCAAACCAUGCGACAGCUGGGCUCUGGAUGAGAGGGGAGGGUUGUUUGGGGAUGGAGUAGAGCGGUUGAAGGAAGAAGUAAGCAACAGUGCUGACAAUAAGAAGACAUUCGAGAAAUUACGCCAUCGUUAUGGUAUUGAGGAAUAUAUGUGUGACAGCACUCGGGUUAAUAUUGAGAGGACAAGUGGACCUAGUAGAACUGUGAAGGCUGUGCCUGUGAUAGCUCCUUCGGGUUCUUCAAAUGAUAAAAAUAAGAAUACAGGUACGACUACAGAGAGGCACGCGAUUAGAGACGAAUCCAGUUUUGAGACAGACGUCCAGAGAAUAGCAGUCAACUCAACACCUAUAGAUCAUCGCCCGAGAGACAUGGAGGAUAUUCGCGAACAUCUUGGGAAGUGUACUGAAAUCGGAGGAAGCUGUCAUGAUAGUGAGGGGGUGCGUAUCGGAACCAAAGACGACAGUGCAACCGCUAUAGCGAGCUAUGGUGAAGACCAUACUCAGCAGGGGCAGGGAGAGCUGUGCGACCCCACCCACACAAUCAGUGCUGGCAACAUGACUAGUGCAACUGCUGAAGCUACUAAUACCAUCGUCAAAGGUACAAUAGCAGAUUCAAGUUUAGGUGAAAGUGUAUGUGAAAGUGUAUGUCUAGAUAGUGAUGUAAGUAAUAAGGAGAUGAGGACGAAUAGUAGGGAUGAUAGUCCUACUCUAGACGGGAAAGGGUUGUCUGUGUCUGCUAAGAAGCGCAAGGGAACACAGCUGGAGCGGUGGCUAGCGUCUACGGCACGAGAUGCAUGUACACGCACGUCCCUCAAAGGCACGCCUUUGGUUGCGAGUACAAAGUUGCCUGGGAGUGUGCUUAGAGGUGUGGGUGCGGGUAGACACACAGUAUCUGUGGGUGCGAAGAAAAGAAAACCGACGAGUUUAUUUGAGGCGACCAGUAAAUCUAAGAAAUACAAGAACACAGGUAAGCUGAGGGCUGUGCAUGAUGGUGCAGGUACGUUGGCGAGGCAGAGGUCUUCGAGUUCUUGGAAACAUGCACAAGCAAGUACACCCGAUGGACUGGGGAUGCCCAAGCACAGGCCAGCAUCAGUAGAACGGGAGACCGUGCCGUGUCCGAUUUGUGGGGCGGAUCUAUCGGCCCAGGACAACAGUUCUGUAAACCAGCACAUUGAUUUGUGUUUAAAUCGAGAUCAGAUAUAUCUGCACCCGCCGUGA